GACGAAUGUAGCCCCGUCAGUUUAUAACCGGCGACGAUCUCAUCUCCGUCUUCCUUGGCUUAGAGAGAUAGAAAGCUAUGGCGGACGAAGAAGACGAGUUACCGGAGACGGAGCUAAGUUACGAUCAGAAGAAGGAAAUCGCGAAAUGGUUUCUCCUCAACGCUCCCGCUGGGGAAAUCAAUUACGUCGCCAAAGAUUUAAAGGCGGUUUUGAGAGAUGAGGAAGUCUACAACGAGGCAGCCAUGGAGGCGUUUCCAUUGUACAAUAAGUCUCAUAUGAUCUGCCUUGAAAUGCCUAAUAGGGCAGGUGAUGUGAUUGUUUCAUCUUACAGCGAAAUUACUGAGAAUGAAUACCUUGAUCCAAGAACUGCUCAGGUUGCCAUUGUUGAUCACGUUCAACAGAUUUGUACAAAAGUACGACCUGCUGACGAUGAAGAACUUGCAUCUUCGUAUAUUGAGGAAUUCAGAUGUGCUCUUGAUGCUGAAAUCCAGAGAUACGUUAGUGAAUCUUACCCGAAAGGUGUGUUUGCCGUUAACUGUGUGAAAGGGAAAGAUGCUGAUGGUCCAGGGACGGACUUUGAGUUCGUCGUUAUAAUUACUGCUAGGAAGCUCAGUCCCCAGAACUUCUGUAAUGGAAGUUGGAGAUCUGUAUGGAACAUUGAUUUUCAGGAUGAAUCUCAGGUGCUUGACAUAAAAGGGAAAUUGCAGGUAGGAGCCCAUUAUUUCGAAGAGGGAAAUGUUGAGUUAGAUGCAAAGAAAGAAUUCCAAGAUUCGACAAUAUUUCAGUCUGCGGAUGACUGCGCGAUUGCCAUAGCCAAUAUCAUCAGGCACCAUGAGACAGAGUACCUUGCUGCUCUAGAGGUGGCGUAUUCUAAACUACCGGAUAACACUUUCAAGGAUCUGAGGAGGAAACUACCAGUGACAAGAACUCUGUUCCCAUGGCAGAACACUUUACAGUUCAGCCUAACCAGAGAGGUAGAGAAAGAACUUGGACUUGGCAAGUGAGACUAAAUUAUCAAAUCUCAGCCUCCUCUGUUUCCAUUUUGUUACCAAGUUUCUGUGAUUCCAUUAUGUAAGUUAAGUAUAAUCCUUACUGUGUUCUGGUGCGAGUGUAUUUCUUCCUUCCUUUGAAGUAAUGUAAUGUACAAACCGCAUGCAAGUGUUGAAUCAUUGGAAAAAAAUCCGUUUGCCAAUAAUUUA
Messenger RNA from Brassica oleracea var. oleracea, 1199 nucleotides. RefSeq names its product F-actin-capping protein subunit alpha. The record is from RefSeq and is a predicted model, not a curated record. The transcript has 10 exons. Gene Ontology annotation, cellular component: F-actin capping protein complex; actin cortical patch. Bases 78 to 1004 code for a protein of 308 amino acids. NCBI's taxonomy places the organism in Eukaryota, Viridiplantae, Streptophyta, Magnoliopsida, Brassicales, Brassicaceae. Gene Ontology annotation, molecular function: actin filament binding. Gene Ontology annotation, biological process: barbed-end actin filament capping; actin cytoskeleton organization.